This is a messenger RNA of Spirodela intermedia, 93 nucleotides long. The record is from the annotation of a GenBank genome assembly. NCBI's taxonomy places the organism in Eukaryota, Viridiplantae, Streptophyta, Magnoliopsida, Alismatales, Araceae.
AUGAGAAGUCAUCAUAUUAUUUUAUUGUCUCAUUACAUUUCUACAAAGACGCAGACCAAUUUUCAAAUUAAUACUUCACCAGAUCGAAGAUAG